Molecule: messenger RNA, 2883 nt
Organism: Polistes canadensis
Lineage: Eukaryota; Metazoa; Arthropoda; Insecta; Hymenoptera; Vespidae
Gene: dcma
Biological process (GO): G protein-coupled receptor signaling pathway
Cellular component (GO): neuron projection; membrane
Source: RefSeq, a predicted model, not a curated record
UCAAAUCAACGACAAAUGUUUUAAAAGAACAACAAAAGAAAAAUAUAGAAUCCGACAUAAUAAUAAUAAUAAUAAUAAUAUGUUGCACGAACCUAUGAAUUAACGAAAAUGGAAUUGUAAAAUAUCGUGUUUCGUUGUUUGAAGUAUAAAUAUAUCGAUCACGUGAGAUUUCAUUUAUUAUUUUGAUUAAUAAAUAGAAAUUGAGAAAGAAGAAGAAGAAGGAGAAGAAGAAGAAGAAUAGAAGAAGAAAAAACGAGAAAAAUAAUUCAAAAUAAUAAUAAUAAGAGACACGUAGGAUUUUGAAUGUUUCGUUAAAAUAUUUUAUCAAACGAAUAUAUGAAAAUUUAAGGAAGAGAAGAUAUAAAAAAAAAAAAAAAAUAAUUAACGUUGAUAAAUAUGCGAGUAUCGUUGGAAAUGAUUUUUGAUAUCGAUAAUAAAAAGAUAUCGAUGAUAUCAAUGCGUUUAUUAUCGAAAUACCGACGAUGAGGGAUAAGGAAAGAAGAAAGAAAGAAAAAAGGAAAGAGAAAAAAGUGAGACGAGAGAUAAAUCGUGAAAAAUUACUUUUCGUUUUUUUUCUUUUUUUUUUUUCCUAUGAUAAAAACAACAACGAGAAUUAGUGAACGUAAAAAGAAAAAAAAAUAAUUUACGUUAGAGAAACAUAUGUAUGUAAUAAAAUAAUUUCAAAUGGAUUUGUCAACGGCCUUUUUCGGUUCGUCAUUUUUAUCAUGUUCACGUUCGCGAAGAAAUUCUAAUCAUUGGAGAACGUAGCGACGGACUAAAUCUAUUUUCUAAUCGUGCCUAAAACAACCCUAAUACACACACACACAUUGUCAAAGCGUCGAUAUACAGUCUUUUCUUUUUUCUAUUUUAUUAUUCAUUAUAAUUAUAAUUUCUUUCGUUGAUUUUUGUUUGAACGUUCAAUAUUAUGUACACGAAUAAUCUACGAACAAUUUUUCUUUGAUUAAUUUCAUAUUUCAUAUCUUUAUUAUUAUCUAUCAUUCUUUUUCUAUUUUUCUAUGUUCGAUUAAAAAAAAAAACCUUUGACAAACAUGGAACGAAAAGUUUAAUUCCUUUCUUGACGAUUAAUAAUUGCUGUUGUUGUUGUUAUUGUUGGUGUUGACGUUGUUAUUAUUAUUGUUGUUGUUGUUGUUGUUGUUGUUAUUUCGAUAAAAAAGAAAAUAAAAUGAAAAGAAAUAAUUAAACAUGGAGAAAUGAAAAAAUAUAGUUGCAUCAUAGUGAUCGAUGAAAAUAUUCGAAAUAAAUAUUGUGAAAGACGUUUGAUUUAACGUUGAAUUUUGAUCAUCUUAGUUAAAUCGUUUCUAUUCGUUCAAUCGUUCGUUUCUAUUUGUGUAUCAUUUUUUUGCGAGAGGAUAUUUUAUGUUUUCCUUUUUACGGAGAUGACGUGGAUAAAGCUUGUUAAGUCUUACGACGAUCGGAGAAGAACUAGUCCGUAAGAAGAUCAGAUAAUGACGGAGUCUCCAACAGCAUCGACGAGCAAAUGCCACGACGAUAAAUCCGAUAAAUCUGAGAAGGCAGUUUUUCUGCAAAUUCAGGAUAUAAACAGUCAAGUAGCGCAAUUUCGAGAUCUUUUGAUAAACGUCGGUCAACCACGUGAUUGUCCAGAAUUAAGAGAAAAAAUAAGAAAAUUGCGAAGAACUUGCGUCGAAGCUUGCAAAGGAACAUCCCAACUUAUCCUGCCACAAGUACGAAGCGCGAUGGAUGUCGGAAUACCAGCGGAUAGUCCAAAUUUGGUUUUACUGUUCUUCGUCACGCAAUUGUUCCUACGUGAAUUAUCCAAAUGUAAAAAUCUCGUGCGAAUCGUACCGAUGGAUAUGUCAGGAUAUUAUGAAAGCAGAGCAGGACCAUCGAACAUUGGCAACGUGAUUUCUCAGAUUUUGCUGUGCAAACAGAUCACGCCCGACUUUAACGAGGAGGAAUUAUGUAGUAUCAAAAAGGAUUCUUCAGAAAUAGGUGCUUUGAUCGCUGAUUUACAGGAAUUCAUGCCCCAAUCUGAAGCUGAUACAGAGAAAUGCGUGGCCCUACAGGAAGCCGGUAAUCGGGUAAGCCGUAACAAUGGCGGACGAAAAGUAAAUCGAUGGAAUGCCAGCAACAGAUCAAGACAAUCCUCCUACUGUCGGGGUGGUUUCAAGUUCCUCUGUUGCACCGCCAGAACAAAUUACAUUUGAGAUUUACAGAAUGAAUUGUUACAGUGAAAGGGAGGGAUUCCAUCCAGCGAUAGGAAGAACUCCUCACCACUUUUCAAUUCCAUUUUAUUUUCCAUAAUCAGUUUUUUUAUGUUUUUUUUUUCCAGAAUUAACGUCAUCUCCAUGAUAAUUUUAAUGUUUCAAUGAAUUCGAUAAUUUCGUUAUCUUUUAUUUUUAUUUCUUUUCUUUUUUGUGUUUUUUUGUUUUAUUCUAAAAACAAUUUGUUUGUUUUAUAUUAUUAUAUUAAUCGAUGUAUCUCUACUUUACGCGCGUACUGCAUUUGAAUAUUUGAAAAUUUGCGCGGCCGCCAUUUUGGUUUUUAAUCGAACGAGAACGACCAAUGAGAAUACUCCGAAUUUGAAAAUACGACGCGCCGCGCCGCGCCAAAGUUCUCUUAAUUGAUCGGUUAUUUUUAAACAAAUAAGGAGGAUGGCCUUUGAUCAAAGAAAUAAAACAAAAAGAAAUAAAGAGAUCUCGUUAAUCUCUGAAUUGAAUAUAUGUAACUAGUUGUAAUGAUAGAAAAGAGAAUAUACAGAAAAAAAAUAAUAGGACGAAGAGAGAUAAAUAUUUAACAAUAUCGUGGAAUUGCAAGUGAAAUUAAUAGAAUCUCUUAAUUUAUUCGAUAAUAAUAAUAAUAAUAAUAAUAGUAAUAAUGAUAAUGAUAAUGAUAAUGAUAAUA